Molecule: messenger RNA, 2853 nt
Organism: Bombyx mandarina (wild silkworm)
Lineage: Eukaryota; Metazoa; Arthropoda; Insecta; Lepidoptera; Bombycidae
Product: putative sodium/potassium/calcium exchanger CG1090
Biological process (GO): intracellular calcium ion homeostasis; calcium ion transmembrane transport
Cellular component (GO): plasma membrane
Molecular function (GO): calcium, potassium:sodium antiporter activity; calcium channel activity
Source: RefSeq, a predicted model, not a curated record
ACCAAUGCGCUCAGACGUGCCCUAUUAAUUUAUACAAGCAAGUACACCAAUCACUCCGGAGCACAAAGCUAAAGUGACUUAAAUUCGUCAAUUAUCGGCUUCCAUAUUCAAAUUUAGGAUUUCAUAAAAAAAAAACAAUUAAUUUUUAAUUCUAAAUCGAUAUUAUUCGAUCAAUCAUACAAACGAAUUCAGAUAUAGUAAAUUUGUUUAUCGAUUAUCGAUUUUGGAUUUGUGCUCCUAUUAAUGAGUAGAGCGGAGCGUCAGGGGCGCAAAACAUUUCCGUAUCGUGUAAGUUACGUAACUGUUCCGGGGAAAAUCGAUAUCCUGAGCGCGUAUAAAUAGCGACCUACGGUUGAGAACAGCUGGCAAUCGGCCAGAAGAGAUGCAGCCUACGAGGAUGCGGCGUCCUCGUCGUCACAGGUGGCUGACGAUAUCUGUUUUCUUCAUCGCUUACUCCGUGAUCCAAGCCGUGUUCAGCGCGACCACGGUGUCGGAGCCGUCCGCUCCAAGUAAAGCAGACACCACACCGGACGAGUCCGUUGUAAAGACCACGCCUCCCGUUGAAUACACCAGUAAGGCCGGACAGAAGAAAGAAGACAGUACUGACAGUCAGGGAAAUUCCGAAGAAGUGGGUGAGACGGCUACAGAAGGAGGUAAAAAGAGUCUCAAAGGACUGAUUGACGAUGAAGAAGAUGAUAAGAAGACUAUCAAGGACGCUGGAUACGAGGAUAGCAAGGAGACGCAGGAUCUGCGCGAGAAAGAACGAGCAGCUUGGGUCAUUCCCACCGUUCAUCCGUUUAGGGAAAACUGCACCCCACCCGCUAUCGAACAGUUCCCAAAGCCCCUGAUGGGUCAAAAAGCUCGAAAGCACGGCGGCCUGAUCCUGCACAUACUGGUCGCCAUGUUCACGUUCAUAGGACUCGCUAUCGUGUGCGACGAGUACUUCGUGUCAAGCUUGGACAGGAUCUGUGAAGAACUGAGGUUGGCGCCCGAUGUUGCUGGAGCGACGUUCAUGGCGGCGGGUAGUUCCGCUCCUGAGCUGGCGACCGUCGUCAUCGGCGUCUUCUGCGCUCAGGAUGACAUAGGCGUCUCGGGUGUGAUCGGUUCGGCGGUAUUCAACAUUAUGUUCGUGAUAUCCGUGUGUGCCCUCUGCGCCGGCACCGUGUCGCAUCUCAACUGGUGGCCCCUCUGCAGAGACUGCUUCUUCUACGCCCUAUCUAUACUGGUGAUGCUGUGUACCAUCGCUAAUGAAUACGUUAGCUGGCCUGAAGCUCUGUUCAUGUUGAUAAUGUACGGAGUGUACUGCGUGGCGCUUCGGUUCAACACGGCGCUGGAGCAAUGGGCGAUGACUCUCCCUCUGCCCUUCAAACUGCCGACCAGGGAGGAGCAGGCGGCCCUUGUAACCUACAGCCGGAAUGCCGCGGCGGGCCCGACUCCGGCCGCGGAGGGCCAGUACUCGCAAGUCGACGGACGCACCAACGACACUCCGGUUCAAGAAACAUCGUACAAUCCCACCGGAGCUUACGACAACGCGGCGUACAAUGCAGACCCCACCCCAGUGUGGGACCCGAACCGAGCCUGGGACAAUAACAGUCAGAGCUACGACCCUCCGUCAGCGCGACUUGAACAGCCUCAGACCGCGAGCCCCCAACAGUCGCAACCGCAGCAAACGCAGCAACAGGCCCCGCCGCCACAAGCACCGGCGGCUCCCGCUUACUACAAGGCAAAGGAGUACAAUCCCGAGACAGCCGUGGAUCCUCUGGUCAAGCCGAUCGGAGCCAAUAAAUUCCAAUUGGCUUGCUGGUACAUUGCGUUCCCGGUUCACUGGUCGUGUCGGCACACGAUGCCUGACUGCCGGGGACCCUGGUACCCGGUCACCUUCAUCAUAUCGAUGCUCUGGAUCUCGUUCUACUCCUACUUCAUGGUCUGGAUGAUAACGAUUAUCGGCUAUACACUCGGGAUCCCGGACACGGUCAUGGGUCUCACGUUUGUGGCGGCUGGAGUCUCUGUACCCGACGCGCUCUCCUCGCUCGCCGUCAUCAAAGAAGGUUACGGAGACAUGGCGGUGUCGAAUGCCGUCGGCUCGAACGUCUUCGACAUCCUGGUUUGCCUGGGACUGCCGUGGUUCCUGCAGACCGCCGUCAUCCACCCCGGGAGCCAUGUGAACGUUUACAGCAAAGGUCUGAUCUAUUCCACGUUAUCGCUGUUUUCGACCGUCGUGUUUCUGGUGGUGGCUACCCACGCCAACGGCUGGAAGCUGGACCGGAAGUACGGCGCAGUGCUGAUGGUCUGGUACGUUCUCUUCAUAACACUGGCGAGCCUAUACGAGCUGAACAUCUUCGGGGAAUACAACAAGCCGGAUUGUAUUUCGAAAUAUUAAUUAACAAACGUUACGUAUAUUGUGAGUCGUUAAAUUUAUGUGCUUCGUUGAUUAGACACUAAUGAAAAUUUAGAUUCGAGAAAAAAAUGAGAAUUUUAAUUUUCUUUUUUUUUUAAAGACGCGUUCGGAAAUAAUUAAAUUCAAAAUAGAAAUUUAAUAUAUUUCUAAACUAAUUUCUAAACACGAUCGCAGCACAAACUGUCAUGAUGACGUUUAAAAACUACAACUGUCAUAAGCCGAGUGACGUAAGCUUUGUACUUUAAGUAUUAUGGUAGUAACGGCUUAGCGAUAUUCAAUCCGAGUUCACUCCGAUCAAUCGAUUUGCCGGUAUAUUUCUACUUAUUUAUGCAUUAUUAGCCCGUACAGUAUAAUUAUUUUGUUUUUAUAUCGUUGGUUGAGGUCGAAUUAAUUAAUAGAUGACCUACAUGCACUAUAGAAAAAAAAGAAGAAAAUAAUAAUUUUGAAAUACACAC